This is a messenger RNA of Strongylus vulgaris, 339 nucleotides long. Lineage: Eukaryota; Metazoa; Nematoda; Chromadorea; Rhabditida; Strongylidae. The record is from the annotation of a GenBank genome assembly.
AAGUAUGAUAUUCCUUCAUUAGAGCCAGAAGAUGUGGAUGAGCCUCCAAGUAGAUCCAACGCAUUUAGAGUGCCAGUAGGCCAAUUCCAGCCAGGUCCCGUGGUGGUCUAUCAACAACCGGAUGUGGUGCUGGAUCUGGUGGCAGUUGUGGUGGUGGAUGCUCUCAAGGCGAAGGUUUCAACUACUAGUUGCGGUGAAGGAGGCGAAAAUGGUGGCGAAGAGGAAGAGGGGUCAUUUGAAGAUGAGGAAGGAGGUGAAACAGGAAUAAACAAAAAGGAUCCGCUGGAAGAUUUGGAUUUGGAUGAUUUAGAGAAGCUCGAAAAAGGUAAAUAUUCUUAA